Molecule: messenger RNA, 4674 nt
Organism: Rattus norvegicus (Norway rat)
Lineage: Eukaryota; Metazoa; Chordata; Mammalia; Rodentia; Muridae
Source: RefSeq, a predicted model, not a curated record
GUUUAAGAUUCUUUUAUUUACAUAAAUAAUCUUUGCAUUUUUGUUUUCCAGACAUGUGAGGUGGUUAAGGCAGAGUUACAAUUAGAGAGAUUCCUCUAGUACUGUCCUUCCUGUGCCCUGAGUAACAUAAAGUCAUGGUAUUAACGUUCUCCCUUCACCCAGUUCCUGUCGCUUAUCUCAUUCCAUCCCCACACUCCCUUCCUGCUCUGCAAGGGAAUAUGAAGGCGCACACAGGAGAGAAGUCUGUUCUCUAUGUUGCACCAGGCAUUCAGCAGUGUCUCUAAUUCUUUUAUGAGUUUAACAGAUUCUUCCUCUUUCUCACUUCAAUACUUAGUACGCCUUACAGGGUGGUGUCAAAGUGCUUAUCAGUUACAGACACACUUCCCGGCCACUUUAACCCAUACUCUUGUCACAGGAGGCCUGAAAACUUCAACUCCAUUCUCACUUUCCUUUGUAUAACGCUGUUUAGAGGUGUAAACAUUAGAAAUGUAAUUUUCAGCGUUUUCCCUCCCCUCCCCCGGUGGGUGUUAUUACCUUUCUCCUACCAACUACUUGUUAAUGGUCUGCCAUCCUUUAGUUUUCUUUCUUUAACAGUAACCAUUUAUUAAAUUUGUUAGGUUGUUUAUAUAUGCGCACCCAUUGACUACAGCCUGAGCGCUUCUUAAGCAGGCAUUGCUUUAGGCAUUUUACAUUUAUCAACACAUUCUGUGAUGCUAACACACGUACACAGAAGGAAGCAAAUGUAAACGCAAGGUAACUGGAGGCCGUGGAAUCUGAAUCUGCUUAUCUUCACUGUGACCUCUACAAAAUAGGUUCUCACAUCACGUAUGACAUACGUUUCACUAUUUCUAACCUCAUCCUUAAAUACUUUUACUCCUUAAUCUCCCACCUCACCCCCUCAUCCCAUAGGCCGCCCACAUUCCUCUCAUUUCCCUCGAGUCAGCCGCUUCCAAGCCUUCACAUCUUGUCUCUUUUCUUUGACGUACUGGUGUCCUCUUCCUUAUGAAGGCUUUCCUUGUAGCUGAAAGUAUCCACCAGACUCUUAGGCUGCCUCUCACUGGGUGGCCAGGGCGCGUGCGCACCGCACCGCUUUGUAGAGCCAAGGGGGCCCGACUCCCAACAGCCCCCGCGCGCAGUGCAGGCUGGGGGAACAUGGCCGCUUCCGGUCUCGCAGUCUUCCUGGCGAGGGGUUGACAGCGGCUGCGGCCCUGCGCGCUCCUCCCUCUGCAUCUCGCGCCGGCGGCCGCGGAGGGCGCAGCGGCCUCCUGUUCUCGCGCCAUGGAGAAGAGCUCGAGCUGCGAGAGUCUUGGCGCGCAGCUCCCGGCGGCAAGGCUUCCCAGCGAGGACUCACUGUCCAGGUGAGGCCGGGGCGUAUGGGGACAGAGACCGUGCCAAGCCGGGACAGAAGUCGGGAACGUGUGUGGCUGGAGAUGCCAGGGCGUGCGGGAGGGAGGCCCGGGCUUGCGGAGGAGAGACCUGGGCCUGGAGAGCCUGGACCCGGAAGAGAGGGGAAGCCACGGGCAUCCUGUGCGCGUAUGGAGAGCCCAGCAGUGCAGUGUUUCCGCCUCUGGGCCUUUGAUGUGAGAGGUGAAAAUACAGUUUCUUCAUGGCCACUGUCCCUCUAAUUCCUGCUCAUUUUCCCGUCUUGGAUUUUGCUCCAGUUGUGCUUAAGAACGUAGCGUUUUUUAACUUUAUCAGGAGUUCUGUUGUCAAGGACGUAACAUUUUCAUUCUUCUGCUCUAGUCACAGAAUUUAGGGUCCAGCCCUUCACCAGAAAAGUGGCCAUAGAGGACACUCUGAAACAAGCAUGCUAAGAUUUGAAAUGGAGAGGGGACGUAGCCUCACAGAGCCAGCUUCCCAACUUAAACUAUCAGUAACACAAUGUCCAUUAUACGUGGUGUCGGUUUGGAGCACUCUUUAAUUAACUUGCUUCCACUUCUCAUUCAGAGAACUCGGUUCAUACCAAAUCAGUUUCUGCUAUAUCAUCAGAUUCUAUUUCAACCUCUGCAGACAACUUCUCUCCUGAUCUGAGGGUCCUGAGGGAGGCAAACAAAUUAGCAGAAAUGGAGGAACCAGCCCUGCUUCCAGGAGAGAACAUCAAAGAUAUGGCCAAAGAUGUGACUUACAUAUGUCCGUUCACUGGUGCUGUACGAGGGACGCUGACUGUCACAAAUUACAGAUUAUAUUUCAAGAGCAUGGAACGGGACCCUCCGUUUGUUCUAGAUGCUUCUCUUGGGGUGAUAAGUAGAGUAGAAAAAAUCGGUGGUGCAUCUAGCCGUGGUGAAAAUUCUUAUGGCCUGGAAACGGUGUGCAAGGAUAUCAGGAAUUUACGAUUUGCUCAUAAACCAGAGGGGCGAACAAGAAGAUCAAUAUUUGAGAAUCUAAUGAAAUAUGCAUUUCCUGUGUCUAACGGCUUGCCUCUUUUUGCUUUUGAGUAUAAAGAAGUAUUCCCUGAAAAUGGGUGGAAACUGUAUGACCCCCUUCUAGAGUACAGAAGACAGGGGAUUCCAAAUGAAAGCUGGAGAAUAACAAAGGUCAAUGAACGCUAUGAACUCUGUGACACAUAUCCUGCCCUCUUGGCCGUGCCAGCAAACAUUCCUGAUGAGGAACUCAAGAGAGUGGCAUCCUUCAGGUCCCGGGGCCGGAUCCCAGUUUUAUCAUGGAUUCAUCCUGAAAGUCAGGCCACAGUCACCCGCUGCAGCCAGCCCAUGGUUGGAGUGAGUGGGAAGCGCAGCAAAGAGGAUGAGAAGUAUCUUCAGGCCAUCAUGGACUCCAAUGCCCAGUCUCACAAAAUAUUUAUAUUUGAUGCUCGGCCAAGUGUCAAUGCUGUUGCCAAUAAGGCAAAGGGCGGAGGUUAUGAAAGUGAAGACGCUUAUCAAAAUGCAGAACUCGUUUUCCUGGACAUUCAUAAUAUCCAUGUUAUGAGAGAAUCAUUACGGAAGCUUAAGGAGAUUGUGUACCCCAACAUUGAGGAAACUCACUGGUUGUCUAACUUAGAAUCUACACACUGGCUGGAACACAUCAAGCUCAUUCUUGCGGGGGCUCUUCGGAUUGCUGACAAGGUGGAGUCUGGGAAGACGUCUGUGGUGGUGCACUGCAGUGAUGGGUGGGAUCGCACAGCUCAGCUCACGUCCCUGGCCAUGCUUAUGCUGGAUGGAUACUAUCGAACCAUACGAGGAUUUGAAGUCCUUGUGGAGAAAGAGUGGCUAAGCUUUGGACAUCGAUUCCAACUAAGAGUUGGCCAUGGCGAUAAGAACCAUGCUGAUGCAGACCGAUCACCUGUUUUCCUUCAGUUCAUUGACUGUGUCUGGCAGAUGACAAGACAGUUCCCUACCGCAUUUGAAUUCAAUGAGUAUUUUCUCAUUACCAUCCUGGACCACUUGUACAGCUGUCUAUUUGGGACAUUCCUCUGUAACAGUGAACAGCAGAGGGGAAAAGAGAAUCUUCCUAAGAAGACAGUGUCACUGUGGUCCUAUAUAAACAGCCAGCUGGAAGACUUCACUAAUCCUCUUUUUGGGAGCUACUCCAAUCAUGUCCUUUACCCAGUAGCCAGCAUGCGCCACCUAGAGCUCUGGGUGGGCUAUUAUAUAAGGUGGAACCCCCGGAUGAAACCACAGGAACCUAUCCACAGCAGAUACAAAGAACUUCUUGCCAAAAGAACAGAGCUUCAAAGAAAAGUAGAGGAACUUCAGAGAGAAAUUUCCAACCGCUCAACCUCCUCUUCAGAGAGAGCCAGCUCUCCCGCACAGUGUGUGACUCCUGUCCAAACUGUUGUAUGAAAGAACUAGGCAUGUUGCCAGGAACUUGACAUUACAGCACCUUAUGCGUAGAAAGCCUUCUGUGUUUUAAACCCAUCUGUGGGAGAAUCCUUCAGAUGCUGUAUUUAUUUCAAAUCUCUCUUAGAUGAGUUUAGAAACAUAGCGGUGCAAGUGACAAUGAAGAUGAUCUCAUUUGUAAUUAAAGAUGACACUAAUCUGAAGUCCCCCAAAGAAUACUAAAGUACUGCAGUCCUGUGCUCACCCUGGGAGCCAGCUUUUCAUUUAAAGCUGUCUUAAAAGCACUGCUAAGAGCUCUAGGUGGGGAGAAAAGCAAGGCUGUUCUUGCACCUGAGAGCAUACAUACCAAGCCUUGAUCUCAACUGUCCCAUUUUUUGUGGUAUUUAAUAUAGUAAAAAGCAUUGUCUUAAAAUUGUUACAGCAUAGUAGUAGUUGGAAAUUGCUGCUGACAUUGUAAUUAGCGUAUUUUCAACAGCAGUUAGGAAACGAUGCCUUAUAUAUUUGCUUUGGGGGUGAAGGGACAAAGUAACUGUCAUCCAGGAAUUCAAAAAUAUUCUUUCCCGUCAGCCAAUUUCCAUUUGUAUGUUGAUCACAAAUACCACAGACACUUUAAAACCUUACCAUUACUCCACUUAUCUUAAUGCUGAUUGGCAAGUUUUAAAAACUUAAGUGCUAUAUUUAAAUUUCACAUGAACAUUUUAUCAAAGACCACUCUGCAUGUGAGUUAGUCUCGGUGCCAGCAAGUAAAGCCUCGCUUCUCUGCUCGCCUGAGUUGGGUGCUGGUGUGAACAGUUGACUCCUGGUGUCUGUUUCACUCUGUAUAAGAGCCAUAUGUAAUGUACUGUAACAAACGAGCUUCUUACCACUUGGUCUUUUAAUUAAAUGACUUCAAACUUUA